Molecule: messenger RNA, 1114 nt
Organism: Pogoniulus pusillus (Red-fronted tinkerbird)
Lineage: Eukaryota; Metazoa; Chordata; Aves; Piciformes; Lybiidae
Gene: ANAPC16
Product: anaphase promoting complex subunit 16
Exons: 4
Coding region: 43-447 (134 amino acids)
Biological process (GO): protein ubiquitination
Cellular component (GO): cytosol; anaphase-promoting complex; kinetochore
Source: RefSeq, a predicted model, not a curated record
UCGGAAGGGGCCCCGCGCGGCUCGCGUCGCCCCCACCCCAGCAUGCACCGCGAGCGCGAUCACGCGCGCCGCCUGCGCCAAGCCGUCCGGACGCCCAGGCUGGGAGGAGGUGAAAUGGCAGCCUCCUCUUCAUCCUCUUCAGCUGGCGGAGUCAGCGGCAGCUCAGUAACAGGAUCGGGGUUCAGUGUUUCGGACCUGGCGCCGCCCCGAAAAGCCCUCUUCACUUACCCCAAAGGAGCUGGGGAGAUGCUGGAAGAUGGCUCUGAAAGAUUCCUGUGUGAAUCCGUCUUCAGCUAUCAGGUUGCGUCUACAUUAAAGCAAGUGAAGCACGAUCAACAAGUCGCACGGAUGGAAAAACUAGCCGGGCUGGUGGAAGAGCUGGAGGCAGAUGAGUGGAGGUACAAGCCGAUAGAGCAGCUCCUGGGAUUCACUCCUUCUUCAGGCUGAGCAUGGCUGGAUGGCUGCUGUUGGGGAGCAGAAGAAAAAACAUUCUCUGGCCUGGUUUCAAAACACACCCGCAGUUAUCAGGAUGCUGACAGCUGCAGCGGCACAGCUGGGCUUUUGGGAGUGGAGAUCCCCAAUAAAGCUGCCAGGAAAUGGAAACGAUGGGAUUCUUUAGUCCCCUGCAGUGGUGCAGGCUGGCAGGGCUCCGUUUCUGUAACUUAAGAGCUGGGAUCUUGGAGAAUCACCAGAGGAGGGACGAUGUACAGUGUGGUGGUGGGAAAAGCCACCCAGUAACUGGCCUUUCCUGGUUGAUUGGCAGAAUGGGAAGCCCAUCUUGUUGCCUCUCAGGCUAGACCUCUGCAUACUAGAGAUGCAACACCCUGCCAGAAAUGCUGUUCCACCCUGGCUGCUCUUUUGGGGGUAAGCAUGAUGAGAUCUGUCCUGAGUCAGUUGAGAGGGGGGGAUGUGGAGAAUUUCCUGGUGGCAUCUUGUGUAUCACGAGAGCUGUUCUCCCUCCACUGCUGUUUCUCUUGUCUCUGCACAGCAAAUGCUGGUAGGACACUGCUCUCUGAUGCAGAAGCUGUAUCUUUAAUAUGCUGAACCUCUAUUUUCCCCUUCUUUGUUAUGUAUUAGCUUGCUCUGUGAUAAUAAAAUAAUUCUGCCUUUGAAA